AGCAAAAGCACCGCUGCCAAGAAAAAGAUUUAUCCAACAAAAUGAAGAUUGUGAUUGUUCUUGCCUGUCUUUUCGCCCUCGUUGUUCCUUUAGAGGCCAGCAGUGAAAGUGGAAGCCAUGAACGACGGAGAUACCGAUAUCCAUCUUAUCCAGCUCCAAAUUAUGGCCCUUAUCGCUAUCCUCUUGGACCAGCCAGUAGAGGUCUCCCAGGGCUACCAGGAGCUCCAGGGGCCAGAGGCCCAGCGGGGCCUGCAGGGCCUGCAGGUGCCCGAGGUCCUGCAGGUGCCCCAGGUGCCCCAGGUCCUCCAGGAGGCCCAGGACCUGAAGGUCCCCCAGGACCAGCAGGUCCUCCAGGUCCUCCAGGAGGCCCAGGACCUGCAGGUCCCCCAGGUCCCCCAGGUCCCCCUGGUCCCCCAGGUCCCCCAGGUCCCCCAGGACCUCCAGGGCCUCCCGGGCCUCCCGGAGGCUAAACCUGUUUUGU
Messenger RNA from Pantherophis guttatus, 481 nucleotides. RefSeq lists its product as uncharacterized. The record is from RefSeq and is a predicted model, not a curated record. Lineage: Eukaryota; Metazoa; Chordata; Lepidosauria; Squamata; Colubridae.